Messenger RNA from Synchiropus splendidus (mandarinfish), 1439 nucleotides. It is a transcript of the gene ccdc197, whose product is annotated as coiled-coil domain-containing protein 42 homolog. The coding region runs from base 117 to 1439 and encodes 440 amino acids. NCBI's taxonomy places the organism in Eukaryota, Metazoa, Chordata, Actinopteri, Syngnathiformes, Callionymidae. The transcript is spliced from 9 exons. The record is from RefSeq and is a predicted model, not a curated record.
UAUUUAGCGGAACUUUGUCUUAGGACACAUGUUGUUGUUCAUGUGGUCGGACGGACAUGGCGGUGAGAACAGAGUGAUAGCUCUUGCUUCUUUCAUCUUUGCAACAAAGAUCGUCUAUGGAGCGUCGUGUCGCCAGGCAACGCAGCAACGAUCCCGGCGAACAUCCCGGUCCGCUUCCCUGCGGUUCCCUGGACAACACAGACACAAAUCAACGGGAGAAACAGCCGGAGAUAAUCGACACGAUGGUUCCCUCUCUCCCUUAUCUGGACAAACUGGAUCCUCGGCUGAAGCUCCAGGUGGAGCAGAGGCUCAGGAAUGUUUUCGUGACGCAGCCGGACGAUAUUCGAAACAGGAGCGAGGACGAUGUUGUCCACAUCCCAGUGGUCGCUCAGCUACCAGGCAGAGUUCUGGAGGCGGGCGUUCACACCCUCAAGAGGACUUUAAUUCUGAAGAAGCAGUCGGAGGUGGACGAAGUAAACGCGCUGCUGAGCGUCAGAAGACAAGAGUUCAACGAUCGCCUUCAAGUUCUGGUCGAGAGACGCGCUGAGGUGGAGGUUCAGCUCCAGGAGACUCAAGAGAGGGCCCGGAAGUUCCUCAGGUUCGUGGCAGAGAACGAGGCAAAGAGGCUGAGAGCCGUCGAGAAGUACGAGGCUGCGCAGGCGCAGAACUCGCUCCGGCAGGGCGAGAUUGAAGCGCUGACGAAGCAGCUGCGACACCUACAGGCCAGGAAGAGCAAACUGAUGGAGAGAAUGUCAAGGUACAAAAUCUAUGAGGACUAUCUGAUGAGGACGGUGGAUCUUCUGCCCAGUGCUCACCUGGACGCCGACUCGGACGACCCGGUGAGGCCCAUCAUCCGCCGCCACGAGACGCUGUCCAUCACGCACCAGGAGCUGCGGCGGGGUCUGGAGCGUCUGGAGGUGGAGGCGGAGCUCAGCCAACGGCAGCUGCAGGCCAUGAAGCAGCAGCACGUCGUCAGAACACUGAGGGUCAACAAAGAACUGUCAGAGCUCCAGAGUGAACUUGAGAGCCUGCAAGAGAUGAACAAACAGGCGGAGGGAGACCUGCUGAUCGAGGGAGGACAGUCCCGAAGGAAGGUGGAGGCAUCUGGAAGUCUGCUUCUCGCCGCCACCAACCUUGCCGAGCAGUGUUCCCUGCCUGCGUUUGGACCUUUGCAGAACAUGGCGGUGCCAACCAUGAUGGAUAUGGUCAAGGAGUUCAUCCUUGACACCAGAGACACAGAGAAGAGGGCGAGGAGGCUGAUGGCGUCGGCCUCCGCCACCACCAGCAGUAGGGCGGGUCUGGCAGACAAGAGGACGUCCGUGAAGAGCAUCAGCAGCAGGACGCUCAGCAAAAGCCCCAGUAAGGUCAGCAAGAGGAGCGACGCCUCGAGCCGCCUGCCUCAGGACGACAGCGACAUCAGCAAUAAACUUCAUCACUGA